Molecule: messenger RNA, 896 nt
Organism: Poecile atricapillus (Black-capped chickadee)
Lineage: Eukaryota; Metazoa; Chordata; Aves; Passeriformes; Paridae
Exons: 4
Coding region: 106-846 (246 amino acids)
Biological process (GO): purine nucleobase metabolic process
Molecular function (GO): hydroxyisourate hydrolase activity
Source: RefSeq, a predicted model, not a curated record
CGCUGAGCCCCCCGGUGCCCCGGCAGUGCAGAAGGGCAGGGCGAGGCUGUGGUGAAGCCGGUGCUGGCUCCUGACAUCCCCACGUGCCCGGCUGCCGCAGCACCGAUGCGCUCCAGGUGCUUUCCGUGGUGGGAGGCGAGACUGGGAUGGCAGCUGUGCUGUGGCUCCUCCUGGCCCAGUGCCCCAGCUUCCCACCGGGCUCUGGGCCACCAGCCUCGGGGCCACGGCGCUGCCGGAGCGUGGGUGCCAGCGGGGCUCCUGGGCACAGCUCCCAGCGGGAAGCCGCCCGUGCGGCUCGGCCCAGCCGGGGAGGAGCACCUGGUUCUGCCGGAGCCCCGUGCCAGGAUAGCGGCAUCCAGCCGCGCCAGCUCCACCGGGAGAGCCGUGGCGCCAGGAAGGGAGGCCGGGCUGGGGAUGGCGUUUUGUGCAGGGUCAUCGGCCACAGGUCCCUGGCCAAGCGGGACAGAGGACAGGCAGGCUGACAGCAUGUCUGAGGUGGGAAACGGCACCCUGACCACCCAUGUGCUGAACACGGCCACGGGGCUGCCGGCAGCCGGCCUUGCUGUCCGGCUGGCCCAGCUGCAGGAGCCAGGGCCACAGUGGAUGGAGCUGGCACAGAGGUACACGGAUGCGGACGGGCGCUGUCAGCCCCUCCUGGCACCGGGACAGGCCAAGUCUGGCACCUACAAGCUGCACUUUGAGACAGCCGAGUACUGGCGGGGUCUGGGGCACACCAGCUUCUACCCCUUCGUGGAGGUUGUCUUCAUCAUCACCGACCCGGCACAGAAGCUCCACGUCCCACUCCUGAUCAGCCCCUACUCCUACACAACCUACCGGGGCAGUUAGAGGGGCUCUGCCUUCCCCUGGGCACCCAGGAAUGGUGCCACUGAUGCCAU